AUGGCCGACACCGUGGUUCGUCCUGAGGAUCCUGACAAUGCCGGCACCGUUGAGUUAAAGGAUAAUACUGUCAUCAUCGUUCUCGGCGCUUCCGGCGAUCUCGCAAAGAAGAAGACAUUCCCCGCGCUAUUCGGCCUGUUCCGCAACAAGUUCCUGCCCAAAGAUAUCAAGAUCGUCGGAUAUGCUCGAACAAAGAUGGACCACACCGAAUACCUCAGGAGGGUCAAGUCCUACAUCAAGACGCCGACGAAAGAAUCGGAGGAACAACUCGAACAAUUCUGCUCAAUUUGCACCUACAUUGCCGGCCAGUAUGAUAAAGACGAGUCUUUCCAGGCUCUGAACCAGCACAUUCUCGAGAUUGAGCAGGGCCGGGAGGAAGGAAACAGAGUCUUCUACAUGGCCUUGCCUCCCAGCGUCUUCAUCACAGUCUCUCAACAUCUCAAAAGAAACUGCUACCCCAAGAAGGGUAUCGCCAGAAUCAUCAUAGAGAAGCCUUUCGGCAAGGACUUGGCCAGCUCACGGCAGUUGCAGAAAGCUCUCGAGCCCGAUUGGAAAGAGGAAGAGAUCUUCCGUAUUGAUCACUACCUCGGAAAGGAGAUGGUCAAGAACUUGCUCAUUCUCAGAUUUGGCAACGAGUUCCUAGGAGCCACCUGGAACCGAAACCACAUCGACAAUAUCCAAAUCACCUUCAAGGAGCCUUUCGGAACCGAAGGGCGAGGUGGUUACUUCGAUGAGUUUGGCAUCAUUCGCGAUGUCAUGCAGAACCAUCUACUACAAGUCCUCACCUUGCUCGCCAUGGAACGGCCCAUUUCUUUCUCCGCAGAAGAUAUUCGUGACGAAAAGGUCAGAGUGCUUCGAGCUAUCCCAGCCAUUGAGCCCAAGAAUGUCAUCAUCGGCCAAUACGGAAGGUCUCUAGACAGCACCAAGCCAGCAUACAAGGAAGACGACACAGUGCCCAAAGACUCGAGAUGUCCAACAUUCUGUGCCAUGGUUGCCUUUGUCAAGAACGAGAGAUGGGACGGUGUGCCUUUCAUCCUGAAGGCUGGCAAGGCGCUCAACGAGCAAAAGACCGAGAUCCGGAUCCAAUUCAAGGAUGUGACCUCGGGUAUUUUCAAGAACAUCCCCCGCAACGAGCUUGUUAUUCGCAUUCAGCCCAACGAAUCUGUCUACCUCAAGACCAACUCUAAGCUGCCUGGGUUGUCCAUGCAAACCGUCGUCACCGAGCUAGAUCUCACGUACAGACGCCGGUUCUCGGACCUGAAGAUUCCCGAGGCAUAUGAGAGCUUGAUUCUUGAUGCCAUGAAGGGCGAUCAUUCCAACUUUGUCCGUGACGACGAGUUGGACGCCUCUUGGAGGAUCUUCUCUCCUCUCCUGCACUAUCUCGAUGAGAAGAAAGAGAUCAUUCCAAUGGAGUACCCUUACGGCUCACGUGGCCCGGCUGUCCUUGACGACUUCACCGCCUCGUAUGGCUACAAAUUCAGCGAUGCGGCAGGCUAUCAGUGGAACACUGAGAGCACACCUAACAAGUUGUAG
Molecule: messenger RNA, 1533 nt
Organism: Capronia epimyces CBS 606.96
Lineage: Eukaryota; Fungi; Ascomycota; Eurotiomycetes; Chaetothyriales; Herpotrichiellaceae
Product: glucose-6-phosphate 1-dehydrogenase
Exons: 5
Coding region: 1-1533 (510 amino acids)
Biological process (GO): pentose-phosphate shunt, oxidative branch; glucose metabolic process
Cellular component (GO): cytosol
Molecular function (GO): glucose-6-phosphate dehydrogenase activity; NADP binding
Source: RefSeq, a predicted model, not a curated record